Vombatus ursinus (common wombat) is the source of this 1792-nucleotide messenger RNA. It is a transcript of the gene MRPL21, whose product is annotated as mitochondrial ribosomal protein L21. Gene Ontology annotation, cellular component: ribosome; mitochondrial large ribosomal subunit. NCBI's taxonomy places the organism in Eukaryota, Metazoa, Chordata, Mammalia, Diprotodontia, Vombatidae. The coding region runs from base 6 to 611 and encodes 201 amino acids. The transcript is spliced from 5 exons. Gene Ontology annotation, biological process: translation. The record is from RefSeq and is a predicted model, not a curated record. Gene Ontology annotation, molecular function: structural constituent of ribosome; RNA binding.
GCGAGAUGGCGGCGGCGGCGGCGGCUCGGGCCUCCUUCGUUGCCCUGGCUCGGAGGCGCCUCUUCCCCGCUGCCGGCGGCCUCCGCUUCCCGGCAUCCCCCGGGGCAGCGGCGGGGCUGGGGGCGAGCCCAGGAGCGGUUCAUCCUUGGCCUGCUUUUCAAAGUCACAGUUCCCAGAGCACUUCUGCUCAGGAAAGGGUCCUCCCGAAAACGUCAUUGACUUCGCCGCCGUGGCCCAAAAUCAUACUGCCAGAUCCCAAGGAAGAGACCAGGCAUCACCGAGAAGUUCUUCAGCGGGUGAACGAGCUGAUCGCUGCCGGACAGUAUGGCCGGCUCUUCGCGGUGGUCCACUUUGCCAGCCGGCAGUGGAAGGUGACCGACGGGGACCUGAUUCUGAUCGAGAACACCUUGGAAGCCAAAUGCGGAGAGAGGAUUCGAAUGGAGAAGGUCCUUCCGUGCCCACAGUGUGCUCCUCCUUCCAGCCCAGCCAGACGCCAUGCCACUGCCCCCGCCCUGGUAACAAGGUGCACCUUCACGGGGCGGCUCCAAACCUGCCUCACUGCAGGGUCAGCUGGGCCAGAGCAGGAAGGGCCUUGUUGGAAACGUGGCUAAACUAGGUGAGCGCAGCACCCUAGUCUGCGUGUCUCCCCUGGCGCUCUGUGUGCCUCUUCCCAAGCCCCUGGGGUUCUCCCCUCUACAAGCCCUUCAGAUGCUACAAGACAGUCCUGGUGCUCGCCCUAGUCUUCCUAAAUUAAAUGCCUCCCUUUGCAGAGCAGAGGGCAGCCUGCUGUGGCCCUUGCGGACCAGCACCAUGGCGGGUCAUCGCCGUGGGCGUCCCAGUAUUUUCCCAGGAGCCAGGGCCAGGCUUUCCGCCCUCUUGGUUGUAGACUCUCGUUUCCCCUUUCCAAAAGGAGGGCCACCACGUGCCAUUUACCUCUUCUUCCAGAGAUGGCCUGUGGGGGGAGGCUCAGGCGUCUCGUCUGGGCGGGGGACGGGAGGGGCUCUCGUCCUCUCUCCCUGCUCCCCUGGGGUGUCAGCCUCCAAUUAGUCAUUUUUGUUCUGUCGUUGGCAGAAAAAACAGAAGGAAAAUUAGAAUUCAGCAGCUGCGCCUUCUCUCCAUGGGCCUGAUCUUCCCAUCCCCGCCAGGCAGUGCCUACCUUUUUAAGUCCCCUGGUUUUCCCACGCUGACUUGGAGAAAGCCCUCCUAGUUGUCCUUGGCUUCCAUUCUUUCGCCAGCUUCCGCUUGGGACACGCCCGAUUUUUGUGCUCCUUCUCUGUCCGCUAGCGUGGUUUCCAGUCUGCACUGGUCUCCUGCUUCACCUUCUCAAGGACGGCUUUUGGCAAGCCUCCAUCUUCCUCCCUAGGCCUCACCUGAUGUCUUACCGUCAGUGAGAGGAAUAUCAAAGAGAGUUGUUUCCAUCAUUACUUCUUCAAGGAGUUCUGAACAGUUCUGAUGUGUGGAUGGGAGAGACUUUGCUUUAGAGAGCCUUUUUACAGUUUAAACGUUAAAAUGUUUUUGUAAAUCUUUUCCAUUUUUCUUUUUUUGCAGUCUCCCCCCAUUUUCAUCCUUACAUGCCCUUGGGAUGACUUGGGGUUUGGCUGGUGUCUUGUCAAGUUUUCUCUAAAUGGGUUUAAUCCUGCAUUCCUUUUCUCUGCUUUAUACUGCUCAUAAUCAUUCUUCUUCGUAAGAUUUUUACAGAUAAGUUUCUAUUUGAAACGUUUCUAUUUCAAACAAAACCAAAACUCAAGUCAACUGAAAACUAAUUGAAAGAAUAACUUUAGGGGCAGCUAGG